Kuraishia capsulata CBS 1993 is the source of this 1596-nucleotide messenger RNA. RefSeq lists its product as uncharacterized. The transcript has a single exon. Lineage: Eukaryota; Fungi; Ascomycota; Pichiomycetes; Pichiales; Pichiaceae. The coding region runs from base 1 to 1596 and encodes 531 amino acids. Gene Ontology annotation, cellular component: membrane. The record is from RefSeq and is a predicted model, not a curated record.
AUGUCUUCAUCGGAACCGGUGGAUCGCUCUCAACACUUGACGGGGCCGUUGGAACCAGCCCUCGACCGUACCAGAUCCAACAAUCUCAAUGACAUAUAUAGAAGCGUGUCGCAUUACACUGAGGCCUCCGUGUUUAUGGGUGACAAGGACAGAGUUGCCGAAGGCAAACAAGAAUCCUCUGGAAGUGGGUCGCAGGCUACGUUUCCUGCCGGUCCUCCUGGACCACCAACUCAGCAGCAGAAACGCAAAGUGAGUUUUUUCUCUAGAGAGUUCCUCGGGUACAGAAAGCGCUUUUUCAAAACAUAUCCCGUUAUGUUGCUGAUCAUGCUCACGUGCAUGUUUGGAAUUUUUUCCAUCUAUUGGGGCUCUAUGUACCAGCGCAAUUCGAGGUUCAAGAACCUGAAGAUGCUGGUAGUGGUCGAAGAUCCUGUUGAUGGACAUUUGCCUGUAUUCAGCCAGGCCAUCAAUGAGACAUCGUAUAUUGAAUCUGUCAAGUACAGGGGAGACUGGAAAGUUAUGACUCACAGCGAUGUCACGGAAAUGACUGGCAUAGCUGAUCCAAGGGGUGCCACGUAUCGUUUGAUUCAUCAUCAGAAGUACUGGUCUGCCGUUUAUGUGAACGCCAACGCCACCAGCAAUUAUGCGACUGCCCUGGAAGACGCAGACUCGUCGUUCAGACUCAAUGGCUCGGUUGUUGAGGUAAUCUAUGAGACUGGAAGGGAUAUGACGGCUAUGCAAUCUUACGUCACACCCGGAGUCAAGGUCUUUGAAGAAACUUUUCUGAGUCUUUCUGCGGCGUCUGCGAUCAAGCCACUUACGGCCAACCUCAGCUCCUCGGCCUUGACCAAGGUAGCCAAAGACACCACUCUCCUGUCGCAAGUUCCCACGUUUACGUACACAGACGAAAAACCAAUCACGAACCCGGUAGUGCUGGCGCCUUCCCAGAUCGGGCUCAUUUAUCUGAUCAUUUUGACGUUUUUCCAGUUCAACUUUUUCAUCAAGUUGCAUGGGGAAAUGGCCCAUCACAUGAACACGACUCAUUACUUGGUGUAUCGUUUGUUAAGUGCACACGGUGCCUACUUAGUUUUGUCGCUGGGAUAUUCCGCCAUCUCAGCAGCAUUCCAGGUCGAUUUUAGUCAGGCAUACAAAGGUGGGUUUGGAGUCCAGUGGAUGGUCUCGUAUCUUACCAUGGCAGCUGUGGGAGGAGCCAAUGAGAACAUUGCAUUAAUCUGUUUUGCUACUAUGCCUCCGUUAGUGGGAUUCUGGAUGUUGUUCUGGGUCAUCUUCAAUAUUUCUCCUACGUUCUCGCCAAUUGUGUUAUGUCCAGACUUCUACAGAUACGGUUACAUGACGCCCAUUCACAACUCGUACGAAGCGACGAAGGUGAUCAUCUUUAACACAUGGAAGGGAGAGCUGGGCAGAAACAUCGGAAUCUUAAUUGCGUGGAUAGUUAUCCACACAUUGGUGUUUCCGCUUUGUGUCAUGUUUUUCGCCUGGAGAGCUCAGAAGCCAGGAACGGCUGCAUUCGGAGCAACCAGGGCCCCUCCACCAAUUGCUUUACCUGAAAAAAAUAUCGACAAAGAGGAAUUAGCAUAG